Molecule: messenger RNA, 4538 nt
Organism: Quercus lobata
Lineage: Eukaryota; Viridiplantae; Streptophyta; Magnoliopsida; Fagales; Fagaceae
Product: Vps51/Vps67 family (components of vesicular transport) protein
Exons: 6
Coding region: 244-3447 (1067 amino acids)
Biological process (GO): intra-Golgi vesicle-mediated transport
Cellular component (GO): COG complex; Golgi apparatus
Source: RefSeq, a predicted model, not a curated record
CAGUAAAAACGGCGUAGUUGCUUCAUAACUAAAUCUAGAUUCUAGAGUCUAGACCAGACUUCAUUUUCUCUCAGGUCUCUCCAUUUUCCCGCAAAACAAAGAAAGAAAAACAACAUCCUCUAAAACACACGGAAGAAAUGACAAUAAUCACACUUUAGAUUUGAUUUUAUAUAAAAAUAAAAUCCUCAAACCUCUUUUUCUUUCACUUACUACUGAUUCUGAGAGAGUGAAACAAAUUUUACAAUGCCACCACCUUCAGCCUCAGCCGAAGCGGAGUCACUAUUCCGGACCAAAACCAUACCCGAGAUCCGAAAUGUCGAAUCCGCGACCCGCUCCCAGAUCCAGCAGAAACAGGAGGAGCUCCGCCAACUCGUCGGGACUCGCUACCGCGAUCUCAUCGACUCGGCCGACUCAAUCGUCCUGAUGCAGAAGUCCUCCCAGUCGAUCUCCGCCAACGUCUCCUCAAUCUCCAGCACCAUCCGCUCCCUCUCUUUCUCCUCCUCCUCCUCCGAAACCCCCAAGCUCAUCAUCCACCCUAACCCGGCCCGGACCCGAAUCUACGGCAUCGCGUGUCGGGUCAAGUACCUUGUUGACUCGCCGGAGAACAUUUGGGGAUGCCUCGACGAGUCCAUGUUCGUCGAGUCCGCCGCGCGAUACGUCCGCGCGAAGCACGUGUACCACACUCUAACCUCGACCUCGAGCUCCUCCUCCUCCUCCUCCGACGAUCUCUCGGUUUUGUCGAAUUUUCCUCUGCUGCACCAUCAAUGGCAGAUCGUCGAGAGCUUCAAGGUUCAGAUCUCGCAGCGGAGCCGCGAGCGGUUGCUGGAGCGAGAGCUUCCGAUUUCGGCCUACGCCGAUGCGUUGGCUGGCGUCGCCGUCAUCGACGAGAUUCAUCCUAAUCAGGUUCUUUCUCUGUUCCUCGAAACAAGAAAGUCGUGGAUUUUGCAGAAAUUGUUAGGUGUUUUUGAUGAUAAUGGUGGUAGUGCUAGUUGUGAUGCUGUGGUUUCGGUGUUUUGUGAGGUUUUGAGUAUAAUUCAGAUUAGUAUUGGUCAAGUUGGUGAGUUGUUUCUACAUGUUUUGACUGAUAUGCCUUUGUUCUAUAAAGUCGUGCUGAGUUCGCCUCCGGCGGCUCAGUUAUUCGGUGGGAUUCCGAAUCCAGAUGAGGAGGUGAGGCUUUGGAACAAGUUUAGGGAGAAAUUGGAAUCUUUGAUGGUAAUUCUUGAUAAGGGGUAUGUUGCUAGAACUUGUUCUGUGUGGUUGAGGGAAUGUGGGCAAAUGCUUGUGAAAAAGAUUAAUGGGAGGUAUUUGAUUGAUGCGGUUUGUAGUGGGGAAGAGCUUGCUUUGGCUGAGAAGUUGAUAAGGGAGACUGUUGAGAGUAAGAAGGUGUUGGAAGGGAGUUUGGAUUGGUUGAGGAAUGUUUUCGGUUCGGAGAUUGAGUUGCCUUGGAGUAGGAUAAGGGAGCUUGUGUUGGAGGACGAUUCGGAUCUCUGGGAUGAGAUUUUCGAGGAUGCUUUUGUGGGGAGGAUGAAAGUGAUUGUUGACACUGGGUUUGAGGAUCUGACCAGGGUUGUGAAUGUGGCAGAUACGAUUCAUGCUAUUGGGGAGAUUUCUGGUGGGCAUGGGCAGAUUGAUUUCCAGGGGUACUUGAACAGACCUUCUACGGGUGGUGGGGUUUGGUUUAUUGACUCGACUGUUAAGAAGGCGGGUGUGCAUUCUGGAUUUAAAGCACCAGUGGAAGAGAAUGAUUUCCAGAGUUGUCUGAAUGCCUAUUUUGGCGCUGAAGUUAGUCAGAUUAGAGAUGCAGUAGACAGCCGCUGUCAGAGUGUUCUUCAGGACGUAUUGAGUUUCUUAGAAUCUCCAAAGGCAGCACUAAGGUUAAAGGAUCUGGCGCCAUAUGUACAAAAUAAGUGUUAUGAAAGUAUGUCGACUAUAUUGACACAAUUGAAGCGUGAGAUUGAUAAUUUAUAUGCAGCCAUGGAAAAUGCCAACAAGGAAGGUCAGCCUGUUCCACCUGCUAUAACUGUUGAGAGAUCUCUUUUCAUUGGGAGACUCCUGUUUGCAUUCCGAAACCACUCAAAACACAUUCCGGUGAUACUUGGUUCACCAAGGUUUUGGGUAAAUGAAUCUGUAUCUGUAAUUUUUGAUAAGUUACCAUUCUUGUUGAGACAAUCCCGGGUGGCUGUUGAUUCUCCUGUGCCUGAUAGUCCUGGAAGACAAUUGCCCAUUGGCUCUAAAAGACAAACUUCAUCGGCCGCUGCUGCAUUGCGUGGAGCCAUUGAAACUGCAAGCCCAAAACUUGAAGAAUUUAGUAGAACUACACGAGAUCUUUGCAUUCGAGCUCACAACUUGUGGAUAUUGUGGUUAUCAGAUGAACUUUCAGUUUUUCUUUCUCGGGAUCUUGGACAAGAUGAUGCGUUAUCAUCAACAACUCCCUUGAGGGGCUGGGAAGAGACGGUAAUCAAGCAAGAACAGUCUGAUGAGGGCCAAUCGGAGAUGAAAAUAUCGCUGCCUUCUUUGCCUUCUCUUUAUAUUAUCUCAUUUUUAUUCCGAGCAUGUGAGGAAGUUCAUCGAAUUGGAGGUCAUGUCCUUGACAAAAUGAUUCUGCAAAAAUUUGCAUUAAGAUUAUUGGAAAAGGUAAUUGAUAUUUAUGGGGACGCUCUUUCUACUAGAGAGGCUGUUGGAUCUCAACUGUCAGAAAAAGGAAUUUUGCAAAUUCUAUUAGACUUGAGAUUUGCCGCUGAUGUUCUUUCUGGGGCUGAUUCCAAUAUGACUGAGGAAUUCUCUGACAGCCAAAAGCCAAAGUAUCCUUUUAGACGGAAGCAAGAACAAGGCCAGAAGAAGUCUGUCAUUAGAGAGCGUGUUGAUGGGUUGGUAAACCGUCUUUCACAAAGAUUGGAUCCCAUUGAUUGGCUUACGUAUGAGCCAUAUCUCUGGGAAAAUGAGAGGCAAUCAUACCUACGGCAUGCUGUCCUCUUUGGAUUCUAUGUGCAACUUAAUCGAAUGUACACGGAUACUGUUCAGAAGCUGCCUACUAAUUCAGAGUCCAAUAUUAUGAGAUGUUCUACAGUUCCUCGCUUUAAAUAUCUUCCAAUCAGUGCUCCAGCGUUAUCUUCAAGAGGCACAACUAAGACAUCUAUAACAGCACCUUCAGAUGAUAUCUCUUCAAGAACAUCCUGGAAAGCUUAUACAAAUGGUGAUCUUUCCCGAAAGAUGGAUUUGGAUGAUAACUCCAGUUUUGGUGUAGCGGCACCAUUACUAAAAUCUUUCAUGCAGGUUGGAAGCAGAUUUGGAGAGAGCACAUUCAAAUUGGGAUCCAUUCUAACAGAUGGACAAGUAGGUAUAUUCAAGGAUAGAUCAGCAGCUGCCAUGUCAACAUUUGGUGAUAUAUUACCUGCCCAAGCUGCAGGUCUUCUUUCGUCAUUCACAGCUUCCAGAUCAGACUCGUGAUUGCCCACUAGAUCCUUCACACCUGUGUCUUGUUUUGUCCAUGGAUAUUCAGUUUGGGAGCAACGGUGGAGUUCACUAAACACAUAAGGACCAUGAUACAAAAAAGUAAGUCACCAUCCCAUCUCUAGUAGCAAAGAUUAUGCAUAUGUAUAGAUAGGAAUCAAGAAAUUUUGAGAGAAUUUUCCCAGAAGUGAGAAGAUGGGGGGAUCAAAGAGUUGGAAGUUGUGUUCAAAUAAAAAAGAUGAUAUAGUUCAAAUAUAAAUUGUUGUCCAAGAUCUGCCAUCUUGUUUCUUUUUUCCCCUUAGUUAUUGUGAAGUUAGAAAUGUAUGAAGUACAUAGAGACCAUCACUUUACUGAAAAAUUACAGAAAUAAAGAAUGUGAAGCCCUGUAGGUGAAGUUUUCUUUGGUUAAUGUUAAGAGGCAGAAGAUGUGGUGUGGAGGGGAAGCUCUAGCUACUUGUUGUUGGUCAUUUUGUUCUUUAUGGACGUAGCCCACCAAGUGAGACUUUGUUUCUAGUGAAGUGGUUUCAUAUUUAUGGCAAUUGGACAAAGAUAUGGGGUUGUUCCCCGUAAAUGUAUGUGCAAGAUGGACAUCAAGAGCUUGUGUGGUUCAUCAUCAACUGGUCAAGAUGGUAGCCUUCUUUCUCUUUAUCACAUUUAUUGGAUCCAAUGAAGGAUAUUGCAUAAGACAUUGCAUGGUUGGUAGCUAAGAUCUGAAGCAGUGAUAUUGAGUGCUUUAUUGCUCAACGGAUUUGGUCAGAGUUGUAUGGAAGUCUUUUCAGAGAUUGGGGGUUUUGAUGGCCGUAGGUUUAGUUCUUUGGGGCUUGAUCUCUUGUUAGUUUUAUUCUUUCAUAUUCAUUUCAUCUGUUUAAAAUGAUACUUCGUAUACCGCCUAUGUAUUCUUUCCUUUUGUGCACUUGGCACCACAAUUUUAAAUGUUACCUUUAGUCAAAAGAGCAAAACUAAAACGAAGAGAGACCGUUAUUGUGUGGAACGAAACAUAACAGGUCCCACCUGAAUUGCUUUGCAUGUUUUGAUGGACAAAAUACUUUUCUUGAGAAUGUUGUGUCUGAAUCCUUUGUUUAAUUGUA